UUGAUGGAGGCCAACAAUAGAGUAAAAAAUAAAAUUUCUCCUUCUGAGAAGUUGCCAUGUUCUCUGCCACCCCUCCCGCUGUAUGAACAACCUCCCAUCAGCCCUUUCACCAGUCCAGAAAACUCCACCCCGCCGCCUCUCCCACGCUCACCUUCAACCGCACUUAACGGGGAGCACAAGCCUCCUCCGCCCUCCUCGUCAAACAAAGGACCGCUGCCCAACAACAAUCAAAGCUCUGGCAAAAGUCCAGUGUCUCCAGGAUUUCCUCAGCCACUGCGAUUUACCCCUGAUGGAGGCCCAAGCAAACUACGACCUGUGCGUGCUGCUCCUCCUCCACCCAAACAGCACCCCCGCCGACCGCAAGAGAAGAGUGAGAAGACGGAGGAGGUGGAGAUCACGCUGGUGUGACAGACAGUUAAGAUGGCUGGCAGAAAGAAAUGAAAACAGACGACAGACAGACGCAUCCUAAAGGCUGGGGAACUAAACUGCUCUGAACUGAAUUCAGCUCAAACAACACAAUGUGAAGUAAACUGAACUGAACCACAUCUGACGCCCACCCUCCAUACUUUCCACAUCUCUCAUACUCAAGUUGAGCAGGAGAGCACAGAGAUGGAUGGAGGCAGAGGGUCCAAUUGAAUAAUCUACGUAUUCGCUUCCUAAUGAAGUGCAGCUCUAGCCGCCCCCACGCGCCUCUCAACCCUCCCCCGUCCUUUCAUUCUUGCCUUAAAACUUUACCUCAUCGGACAGCAGACCAGAGCACACUGAAGAGGAGGACGAAUGUUUAGAGACGGGGGGGGGUGGGAGGGAAAGGGAAUGAUAGGUUUGGCAAGUUUUUCUUUCAUCUUGUUAGGUUAACUUCAAGACAUUGUACUGGUCACCUCUCUGUACAGGAUGAUCAUUCUGCUACAUUUGAGAAAUCUCCCAUUUUUCACUGACUGCUUACAAAUAAUAAUCAAACCUGUGAAAAGUUACAGAGCCCUGAAGUGACAACAUGUAGUAAAGGGUUAUAAACUAAUCAAACUUAGAACUGAACACAAAGUGCCAGGUUUACUUAGUUCUGAAUUAAAAUUGAUUAUUUAAAGAAAUAUACAAGGUUAUUAAAAGUUCCUCAUAAAACAUGAAAAUUGCUUAUAUUGGAGCAAAAGAGAUCGACUGUGUGGCUACCUAGCCUAAAUGACAACACUGUUAGCAAAGCUAACCACCUUCUGUAGCUGAAGCGAAUAACCCAAAUAGUUGACUUCAUGUGUCUGUGACAUCACAGUAUACACCCUUCUAACUGUAGCUAAAGCAUGUUAGUAAAGAAGUUGCAACAAAGCUAGCUAGCUAAAGUAUGAAACUUUAAGAUUUGGAAUUGUAUCAGAAGCAAAGUCACAGACAGCUACAACAUGUUGAGGAUCGAUGACAGCAUAAAAUAACAAUUAUUUCCACUGUGCUCAAUGUAGAGUAAGCUUGAUGAGAUAAAACUUGCCAAACGUGUCAUGAUUUGGAUUGAAGUUGGGGUUGAAGUAAAUGGACAGAGAAACUGGGUGGUGUGUGGACGCAGUGUGUCCCCCUCGCCAGCCCUUCCCUCACCAUAUAUAAUCCUUAUCAUCAUACGUAUUCAAUGUGUAUUAGUACAGUACAUUACUGUUGUCAUAGGAAUGUUCAUAUAGACUAACUGAGCUGAUGGAAUACCAUGUCUGAUAUGUAGUGGAAGUUUUAUCCUCAUUUUAUACCGAAAGGGCAUUGUAAAUACAGUAUGAAGGAGAGAUACGAGAGUAGGAGGGGUUAAGGGGAUGAAGGAACAAGAGAGAAAAGGGAGGCUGGAUCCUCCUCUCUGCUCCACCUCUCUUCCCGCCCUUCCUUUCUUUCUCUUCCUCUUUCCUCUAAUGUCAAUUUUGUCCAUUUGCAGUCAGUGUGAAUUGGUGGCUAUCAUAUACACAAAUCAAGUUACAUUAUAUUACGCACACAUUGCUAUAUCUUUCAUUCUGUGAGCAUCAGUGGGCUUAUAUCGCUGGUUGGUUUAGGAGGAGGCUGAUGAUGUGUUCGAAAGCACAGACAUGUUGGCGUUCACUCUGUGUGGUGACAAAGAUAUUUUUUGAGAUGAUAUAGACACUGAUCAUGUUUAGGUCAGGCGUUAUGAAUCACAGAAUGAACUGUAAAGGUUUUAUCCCUACAGAUCAUACCUCCUCUCAUGUUGAUUUUGUUCAUGUAUGACACUGAUCACUUCACCUAUAACCUUUAGUUGACACGCAAUACAUUCACAGGUAUUAUUUGUUCUGUUGGUGUGCUACGAAACAGCAGAAAAAACAUCCAUAACAACAAAUGGACCUUUAACAUUUCCAACUUGGUAUCAUCUUUAUUUGUAUUUGAUAAAAGGUGGUAGGAAUUGAAAAAAAAAAAAUACAUUGCCCAUAAUGGACAGAACUAGCAAACGACAUUCAAAUGGAGCUAAGUACAAUUCCGUUGUGUUUUUUUUACUUAAAGUAAACAAUCUUCCCCCUUAAAUACCCGUCAAGCCUUUAAAACCCCUUGCCUAAAGGGCAGCGUAGCACUUUUAUUUAUUUGUACCUUCCCUGGAGAGUAGCAGUAUCUUAAAACAGUAUCAGCAUGAAUGGAAAGACUCUGAUGAAUCACUGCAGUUUAAUACAGAAAUCAGAGUACUUCUCUUCAUUCUGAUUCUGUCUCGAAUGCUUUUUAUUUCAGUGUGACUGACGACUCUUUUAUAUAUAUAUAUAUUCUCCACUCUUCCAAAGAGACAGAGAGAAUAUUGUGGAAAAUGUUAUUUGGUGUUUUUCUAAACUUAGAAGAAAAAAACGACAUGAUCAUAGUAAGUGAUGUUUGAUACUUUGAGAGAAUGUGGUUUUAUGGACUUAAAGAGGACCCAUUUGCGUGUGCUUGUUAAAGAGGAGAGCAUCGGAUCUGUGUUUGACUUACACACUCGCGGUUUGAUAGAGCGUUCACAUUGAAUACAUCAGAUUCAUAAUGACAGAAUGGACUUUAAGCUUGCUUGCUUUUCCAGUGUGGUGUUAAUGUACAAUAUUGCUACAUAUUGCAACACAUUAUUAAAGGGACCUCCUCACAGCUGGAAACAAUUAGAUAUAGUUGUACCCUGUUGUGAGACAGCUCUAGAAAUAUGUCAAAACAAAAAAGGACAGUAUUCAAUCUCUGGUACUUUCUGAUCUGUGCUCAAUCUGAUUGGUUUCCCAUUUGCAAAGUGGAAUUAUGUUGGAUUGAGAAAGCUGAUGCCAGAAAUCAAGACGGAACUAGAAACAACAUUUUCUGCAGCAUCCACACCUCACAAAGUUAAGCUUUCUGGAAUAAGCUACAGUGCUCCACUGAUGUUGUAGGAACUGGUUUCGACUCGUGACUGUGGUCAAGCUUCUCCUUCAGCUCUCAUUUAAAAUAGUUUUCUAACUUUGUUUGAAAUGUUUGGUUUUACGGCAGCCUCUCACAGAACUUCACACAAUAAAAGCUCAAUCAGUCUUUCUAUCAAAUACAAAAUGUAUGACUUCCGUUGCCAGUUACCCCUUUGAUCAGGAUGAUGUUCCCUUUUUGACAGUCCCUUUGGUCCACUACAGUGUUGAAUUAUUUGUUAUGAGCCUGUUUUUGUUUUUUAUGUAUUAUAUAAUUAUUUUAUGUUUCAUCCUUCGAUUUGGCGCAGCUGCACAGCUGCUGUUUUAAACGACGUGGUGGAGCAACUGGCCUUCUCUCUUCAGACUGUUGCCAUGGUGACAAUAAUAUGCAGGUGCAAAAGUCUUUCUGCAUAUUAUUAUUGGCUGUACAAAAAAAUAAAGUUUGUAUUUAUUGUGUACAAAUGUUAAUUAAUAAAAAAAUAUUG
This is a messenger RNA of Notothenia coriiceps (black rockcod), 3820 nucleotides long. Its product is annotated as FCH and double SH3 domains protein 2-like. Lineage: Eukaryota; Metazoa; Chordata; Actinopteri; Perciformes; Nototheniidae. The record is from RefSeq and is a predicted model, not a curated record. The transcript has 4 exons. Bases 4 to 408 code for a protein of 134 amino acids.